Molecule: messenger RNA, 708 nt
Organism: Symbiodinium sp. CCMP2592
Lineage: Eukaryota; Dinophyceae; Suessiales; Symbiodiniaceae
Source: the annotation of a GenBank genome assembly
AUGGCUUCCGUGAAGAGCAUGAUCGCCGCCGGCCUCCUUGCUGCGCCUUGCGCAGACGCUUUUGUGGCACCGGGAGGGUCCCAGUCCUCCCAGGCCGUCUCUGGCCUUCGAGGCUCCACGGCUGUGAAGGCUGAGUCUGGCUUCAGCACCUCGGCGUUGGCCGUCGCCACGACCGGCGCUGCGGUGCUGAGCUUCGUGGGUGCAAAGAAACCGGCUGCCCGCAAGACCGUGGCUUGCAGGUUCAGCCCUGAAGCACAGAUUGGGGUCACCGAGCCUUUGGGAUUCUUUGAUCCGGCCGGUUUCUGCAAGGACGAGGCUUCCUUCAAGGACUUGCGAGCCAAGGAGCUCAAGCAUGGCAGAUUGGCGAUGAUGGGCGCACUCGGCAUGCUAACGCAGAGCCUGGUGCAGCUGCCCGGAAUGGAGGGCGUGCCGAAGGACAUUUCGGCCUUCAGCACAGGUGCCGGCCAAACCGGCUUCCUCAUUACCAUCGCCAUCAUUGCGGUAUUGGAGGCGGCUGUCUUCGUUCAGGACGACAGCAAGGAGCCAGGCAACUUUGGCAAUCCCGUGCCUCUGGUUGGGGAUGAUUAUUCGGAUGAGAUGCGCAACCGCGAGAUCAACAACGGCAGGAUCGCCAUGUUCGCCGCCCUCGGACAGAUCGCAGCUGGCCUCUACACGGGCAAAUCCGCCAUUGAGCAAUUCGGGCUUUGA